UCGAAUCCCACACCCGGUCCAGACCCAAGGGCCCCUCGUCAACCAAGCCAACCGCCGUUCCGAAACCCCGUCUCUGCCGCCCGGACCUCCCGGUCUCUCUUCCCCAGCGUUCCGGAAUCCAUUCCCCGUCUACCCUCCCUUUUGGCUCUCCAUCUAUACACUUAUACCUCCCAAACAGGCAUCUCUCUUACAAACAUUGCAUACGGAAAGAGCAACAAGAUAAAAUCACAAUCUCACGCGGAUACCUGGAACAAGCCCCCAUCUCUAUAA
Messenger RNA from Colletotrichum tamarilloi, 270 nucleotides. RefSeq lists its product as uncharacterized. The transcript has a single exon. NCBI's taxonomy places the organism in Eukaryota, Fungi, Ascomycota, Sordariomycetes, Glomerellales, Glomerellaceae. The annotation marks the transcript as partial. The record is from RefSeq and is a predicted model, not a curated record.